Lethenteron reissneri (Far Eastern brook lamprey) is the source of this 3556-nucleotide messenger RNA. RefSeq names its product GRB2-associated-binding protein 2-like. Gene Ontology annotation, cellular component: cytoplasm. The record is from RefSeq and is a predicted model, not a curated record. Gene Ontology annotation, molecular function: signaling adaptor activity. NCBI's taxonomy places the organism in Eukaryota, Metazoa, Chordata, Hyperoartia, Petromyzontiformes, Petromyzontidae. Gene Ontology annotation, biological process: signal transduction.
CCCCUCGCCGGGCCACGCCCACUCGCUCGACCAAUUGCACGGGGCGGAGCAGAGGCUCCACCCACAUCGUCUGCGCAGCCAAUCGCAGCCCAGCAGUGCGCUGGGGGCCCCGCCCAGAAGCCAGGGGGGCAGCGAGGGUGAGGAUGUGACGUACCUCACCCCCCAGGACCAUGUCAAUGCCCACACAGCAGCGUGUCGCCCCCCUCUCCUCGUCACCCUCGCUAGGGGGGGGCACGACCCUCGGUAACACGGGCUCGGAGGAGGUGGCUGACGAGGUGGGGGGCAGCUACGUGCUCAUGAGGGGCAACGACUACGUCCCCAUGUGCCGGGGGGCUCCCCCCACCCCCUGGAUCCCGUCUGGAGGUCCCCAGCAGCUCCAUCUCCACGGGGAGCGCCUCCCCCCACAGCAGCAGCAGCAGCUGGCCGUGGUGGAUCUGGUCCCAGGGAUGAUGUCUCUGUGGAAGCCACCAUCCGUGUCUCUGUCUCCCCCGCCGAUCAACCGCGACCUGAAGCCGAUGCGGUCCGGGGGGCAGACGCGGAGUGGAGGAGCCUCCCCCGGGCCUCAGGCGGAAGCUCCGUGGAGCUCACCGAGGAGCUCCGAGCCCGCUGAGACCCAGACGCCCUGGGACACCGAGAAAGACGGAUACAUCCCCAUGAGCCGCAUGGUGACUGUCGCCACACGCGUCAACUACCUGGACGUGGACGUGGAGGCUCGGGGGAUUACACACGCACCGGUGGGGGUGCUGCCCCCCUCCCCCCCGUCCCCGCUGGCGCUGUGCCGGGUGGACUACGUGACGGUGGACCACGAGCGCACGCUCGCCCUGCAGAGCACCCGUCACGAGUGGAGGCACGCGCGGGACGCCCUCUGAGGAUCCACCUCAUAGUCCACCACCAGCAGCAGGGUGGACAAUCACAGUCACCUCCUAGUCCACCAGCAGCAGCAGGGUGGACAAUCACAGUCACCCACUCACCACCAGCAGGGUGUAUGUGUGUUUCAACUUGUGUGUGUGUGUAUGUUUCACCUUCUGUGUGUGUGUGUUUCAACUUGUGUGUGUGUGAGUGUGUGAGUGUUUUAACUUGUGUGUGUAUAUAUGUGUGUGUGUGAGUGUAUGUUUCAACUUGUGUGUGAGUGUUUCACCUUGUGUGUGUGAGUGUUUCAACUUGUGUGUGUGUUUCAACUUGUGUGUGUGUGAGUGUUUCACCUUGUGUGUGUGAGUGUUUCAACUUGUGUGUGUGUGUGUAUGUUUCACCUUGUGUGUGUGUGUUUCAACUUGUGUGUGUGUGAGUGUUUCACCUUGUGUGUGUGUGAGGGUUUCAACUUGUGAGUGUGAGCGGUAGUGUAGCGGUUAGCGCUAUGAACCUGGCAACCCGAGUUCGAUUCCCGUGCACGGACAACACCGGCGACGAUUAUCGUGGGUCUCCCCUAGGUCGACUCAGCCUCAGAUGAGUACCUGGUGUAGCAGUGUGUAAACAUCGCUACUCGGUGCUCGCUAACAGCACUUGCCCAACAGCCUGCGGAGGCUACACGGGGGGUCUUUGUCUUUGUGAGUGCGAGUCUAUGGACCGGUGUUGUCUGGACCUCUGUAGAAUCCAGGAGGUUCUGAGGACCCGUUCUGACCCCAGUAACCAGGUGGGGUGGACAGUCCACGACUCAAGGUAGGAGACGACAAAAUAACGAAGGGGUGUGUGGGAGCGUGGAGGUGAGGUAUGGGAAGUCAUGAGUCCCUGGCCACUUUGGGCUCGCUUGCUCAACAACGGGAAGCGAGAAAUGGUGGUGGUGGUGGUGAUGGUGGUUGCUUGCGUCCCUACCGAAGACGGACAUCAUUGGAGGGAUGCAGGCAAGGCCGAUGAGUCAGAUGGCUUCUAUUACCUGUCCCAGGUGCUGGCUAAAGUGGCCCCUUGGGAUAGGUUCCAAUCAAGAACAUCUGCUGGACUAGAUAGUGAUGGAACAGCAGAUGCGGGCCCAUGUCCUUGACACCAGGACCUGCCGUGGACUUGAUCUGCCCACUGACCAUGAGCUUGGUAAGUUGUGCCUGCCAUUCCUCCACUGCGGUGGUGGGUGUCCAUCUAGGACCCCAUUCAAACCCACAAUAGCCUCGACACAUCUUUCACCACCUAGUUGGAGAUGCUUUUCGAGACGGUGUGAUGAGAAGUUUAAUCGAGUACGGCAAAUACAACUGGAGGCUCAUCGAUGCCUGGGUGCAGUCAAGGGAUGGCUUCCUAUUGGUCAACCAAGUUACAUAUGCUGAUGAUCUCAGAAUUGCUAUCAUCAAAUACUCCACCCCCCCUCAACCCCCCAUGAGUGACGGGGCAGUUGUGGAAAUAGUGGAGGAUUUACACUAUGAGACAUCUCCUUUACCAGUGGCAAAAUAUAGUAGUAGGUUUUUACCCUUUCAACUGGUACAAAAACUGACACCUUUAUACAAGGCAUCAUUAGUAUGCCUUUUGGCGUCAUCUGGUCCAACACCAAUGGAGACUAGGCUCUAAGAAAAGCUGUCUCGGGUGUGGACCAAUCAACUUCAAGGACAGUGCAUACAUUAUCAUCAUCAUCAGAGUUGUUUCUUUUUGUUUGCAUUUUGACUGCUUGUGUUGUGGUUAUUGCAAACAUGAUGCCUUGUAUAAAGGUGUCAGUUUUUGUACCAGUUGAAAGGGUAAACACCUAUUACAAUAGUGGAGGAGUUUGCAGACUUGGGAAGUGUGCUUAUGACCAGCUCCAGUUUCGCAAUGGAGGUCUUACUCCAAAUCGGUCAAGUAGCAUCUUUUCAUCAGCUGCGUAACGCUGUGGUGGAAGCUACCUGGAAGUAAUACUCCACACAAAGCUCACAGUCAUGCCCUCGUUUCUCGAUGUUUGCGAAAAGUGGAACCCUUUGCAGGGCCAUCUGUGCCUGUUUGAAUUGUUGAGGCUGGCUUGCCUAUGAUCCAUCCAGGGUUUAACCAGAUAGGAUUGUAGUGUGAGGAGCUCACAGAUCCUUAAGCGAUCUGGACAUGGUCCCAUUGGUGAGCUCUAGCACGUGAUGCUACGUUGGCAGGGUACGGGUAGGGUAUGGGUACGGCCGGGUACGGGUACCCGUUUGCGACCCAGGUGCGGCCGGGUACGGGUAAGGAAUCAAAACCCGUUUGCGACCUCUGCCUCAAAGUGCACCUAGCCUGGCACAGGUGCCGCGAUGACGUUGCCGCCACUUAGUGACGAAUGGCGGCUGCUGUUAUUGUGUGGAUCUGCACUCCUUUGCCGGCCUUCACAGGUGCUGUUCGCCACGCGGCACUCACCCCAUCAGCUUGUGGAGGCUAUAGAAUGUGUAAAUAAUUUUGACCACUUGAUUGUUUGACGUUGAUUAAUGUUGAAUGUUGCGUUUUCAUCAUUGCAGUAGACCCUCGAUUAUCUGCGUGCCGUUGAUCCAGUUUGCGAAUGAAGCGGGCACCAGAGAUUUUGACUUAAAUUCAUAGUUGAUGAUUUUCCCUGAAGCACAAAUUCAUUGUCUAGAAACAAACUCUUUGGUUCACCCACUCAGCCACUCCCCCCUCCCACUCUCUCACUGACCCACUCUCCCAUUCACCC